This is a messenger RNA of Miscanthus lutarioriparius, 1056 nucleotides long. The record is from the annotation of a GenBank genome assembly. NCBI's taxonomy places the organism in Eukaryota, Viridiplantae, Streptophyta, Magnoliopsida, Poales, Poaceae.
AUGAAGCAACCACAUGUUUGUGUCACUGCUGAGGCAGAAGAGAAUCAUCUGCAGCUCAAUUCUAGGUUCAUUACAAGGCAGUUAUGCCCCGUGGUGAAGCAUAUGCCAACCAUUACGGUGUCCAUGUUGGUUGAGAUCAUCUUCCAACGGAUGGAUCGGUUCCCCCUUCUUGAUCCAAGGUUCGAUGAGCACCACCGGGCUCGGAGGAUCGAGAACGGAGAGGUUUUGAAUGUGCUGAGGCCAAUGACACAUGAGGCCUCUACGACCUUGGUCUACGAUGAGAGAUUUGGAUGUGGAAGAGGCUUCCAGUUGGGAGACCGCAUCAGUUUGAUCCCCCACAACCUUGGUUUCCUCAAGGAGACGCAGUUGUCGCCCCUACCGUGGCACACCUCUAUGAGCGAGCCCACAGAACUUACCACGUGUCACGCCACGCGUACAUCAGCUUCACCAACGAGCUGGACACCCUUUUACCACAGCAUGUUCAACAGACAAAAAAAGAAGAAGAUCACCAACUGGCAGCUGGAGCACCAGCGCUACAUUAAGCAAGACAUUGCUGACAUUGUGAGCGAGGAUGAGGGCAACAACCCAUAUGACCAAGCUACCCGAGAAGGCAGGCAAGUUGAGAUCGCCCCUACGUUAGCCAAAGCUAGCACGGAGAUAAUGAGGACAGUGGCCGAGCAAGGAAGGGCAUUGAUGAUUCCUGUGGGCGAUCCUGAUGAGGCCUCCAUGUUACGACAGCACAUUCAGCGUGCCAUGCAUCGUCUCCGAAAGGUAGCUGCACGCCUUGGAUGUAGACGUGCCCCGGAUGUGGCAGUCCCACAACAGCUUGGUGCUGGACCUUCUACUGCACAUGUUGGAGGGACUUCAUCUUCACAUGGUGCACAUGUUGGUGGGACUUCUUCACAUGGUGCAGCAACUAGUGCAGAGGGUGGUCAAGGACAUGGUCCUUAUGAUGAUGAAGGAGAACACCAGGGAGAAGAUGAUGAAGGACAGGGAGAGUACUAUGAGCAUGAGUAUGAUGAGAUUGGCAUGUCCCAGCUUGAAGAUGCACCCUAA